AUGACUUUUGUGCCUUUAAGGAUACUCAAACUCGAUGAGGUGUUGAGAGCUUUGGCGGAAGAGAGAUGGGCAUGCCAGGCUGCUAAGGAGCAAUUGAGGUUGAGAGCACGUCUUAAGAUCAAGUUUCUAGAGAUCGAGGAUGUUUGUGUGUAA
Molecule: messenger RNA, 153 nt
Organism: Ilex paraguariensis (yerba mate)
Lineage: Eukaryota; Viridiplantae; Streptophyta; Magnoliopsida; Aquifoliales; Aquifoliaceae
Source: the annotation of a GenBank genome assembly